Messenger RNA from Penicillium malachiteum, 681 nucleotides. RefSeq lists its product as uncharacterized. The transcript is spliced from 3 exons. The record is from RefSeq and is a predicted model, not a curated record. Lineage: Eukaryota; Fungi; Ascomycota; Eurotiomycetes; Eurotiales; Aspergillaceae. The coding region runs from base 1 to 681 and encodes 226 amino acids.
AUGCUGCUGCACCCCUUUACCACCGCUGCAAUCGGCCGUAUCCACAAUGUCGAAGCCACGGAGACACAGCUGGAGCAUCUCAUGGAUAUGCUUCGUUUGUGCCACAGCGACAAUAUGGGCUUGCGAAGCCUGGUACCUGCUUUGAUGCUGCGUUUGAAUAAGGACCAACGGUGCUAUGACUUUAUCAAAUGGUGGGCUACGGAUCGUCCUGGCUAUGAUUGGGGUGACACCGACUUGCCCUAUCUCGACAUCAAUGGUGCCAAUCCUUUUGAAUCUGUCAACCAACACGUCGGGGCUUUUGUCGUUCUCAGUCCCACUGUCUCUCUCACUCUGCUGAAAAUCAAAUUACUUCUUGAUUUAAUGAAGAUCGGCCAUUCAACUUCAACUGUCGGCCCUAAAGUUCCCCGAGAAAUCCUCAAUCUCAUUCAGACUUCCAUUCCCCAGGGUCCUCUUAAAUUGAAGGGACAGAUUGAUCAGUUGUACGAGAAAACUGACGCUGCUAACGCAUAUUUCUGGCCCCAUUUGGUAAACCCUGGACACGAUCUAGGCGACAGACCUGCGGCUUACUCAAUGGGAAGUGUGGAAGAAAUGACGUUGGCUUUGCAGUGGACCUAUGCUGCAUGGACUGAAACUCCCGGGGCGAUUGACUUCCUCAAAGCGAAACGAGCAGGGAGUAUUUGA